AAUAGAGAGAGAGAGAGAGGAAAAGAAAAGCUUAGGUAACGUGUUCGCGGUGGCGGUGGGCGCUGGCGCAAGUCAGAAUUUACCCGAAAAUCACAUCUACAACUUACGAAGCACGAAAAGAAAGCCAUGAGAGCAAGUGACCGCUGAAGCCCACUGUUGGCUCCUUCAGUUUUCCUAUUUUUCCUGUUUAAGCCUCUCGAACUCGAUCCUCUAAAAUUUCUCAGCAUAUUAAUGUCAUCAAGAACAUUGAGGAGGAGACUCCAUCAUGGGGAUGUCGGUGGAGAAAGCCGUCAGCAUUUUGAGACUUCAGGGAUAGAUUCUUUGAGUGAGCCCCUCCUGGGGGAACACGAUUAUAGUGAGAGGUUAUCUGCACUUGAAGAUAUAUGGGAUGAUAAAAAGAAGGAGCAGUUUCAUUGGACAUUCUUAUUUUCACAACUCAUAGCGCAAUGGGCACAGUGGUUAGCAAAUAUUGUGCUAGGAUCAGGAUCAUUGAUUGGGCGACUUGUAUCACUUCCUUCUACUGUUAUAAAUAGAGAAAACAAUAGGAUUCUUCCUCCUUCUCUUAGCCCUUUGCAGCAAGAAAGACACAGAAAUUUACGGCAACGGCUUGAAGUACCCUUUGACAGUUCUAAAACAGAGCAUCAAGAUGCGCUCAAACAAUUAUGGACACUGGCUUACCCUGACAGGAAACUUCCUGGACUUAAGUCAGAGCUUUGGAAAGAAAUGGGAUGGCAAGGUGUUGACCCUUCAACAGAUUUUAGGGGCGGUGGAUUCAUUUCAUUAGAGAAUCUAAUUUUUUUUGCGCAGAAGUAUCCGGAAUCAUUCCAGCGAUUGUUGCAUAAAGAUAAUGGAAUCAGAGCAGAGUGGGAAUAUCCAUUUGCCAUUGCUGGAAUUAAUAUCUCCUUUAUGUUGGCUCAAAUGCUAGAUCUCCAAGCAGAGAUUCCAUCUUCUUCGACGGGAAUCCGUUUUCUUCAUUUGCUUGAGCAGGAUGAAAUGGCAUUUGACAACCUUUAUUGUGUUGCCUUUGAAAUGAUGGAUGCUCAGUGGCUUGCAAAGCGUGCUUCUUAUAUGGAAUUUAAUGAUGUUCUGAAGGCCACUAGGACGCAGUUAGAGCGUGAGCUUGCCCUUGAAGAUAUCUCCAGUGUAAAAGAUUUGCCGGCUUACAACCUAUUGAGAUGAUUUUCGCUGUUCAUUUUGUCAUUUGGUAAUUUGGAAGAAGAACAAAAGAGAAAAGAAAAAAAGAAUAACGUUGAAAAUCAAGUUUAUACGGUCUGAAUUAUGUCAGGCUCUAUCAUACACCCUGUACACCAGCAUAUGUACUUGUACCAUCGCUCAUUAAAUCGUUUUAUCGAAGAGCUGCUUCUCUAACAUGAAUUCUGAUUGUAGCCUUUAAAUGACUUGAAUGCCCUUUGUCUUGUUGGUUUUUGGGGUGGUGAAUGGGACUGAUUUCGAUUCUUAUUCUGACGAGGGGUUCAAGCGGUGACAGGCUUUGGUGUUUGGAAUCACCAAUCAUGUAACAAGUCGGUGAAAGAAUCAGAUUUAUUUAUGAUUCUCUUUGAACAGGUUUGAAUUUUUUAUUGAUUAAUAUAUUUUUAAUGUUUGUUA
Prosopis cineraria is the source of this 1605-nucleotide messenger RNA. RefSeq lists its product as uncharacterized. The coding region runs from base 232 to 1179 and encodes 315 amino acids. The transcript is spliced from 10 exons. NCBI's taxonomy places the organism in Eukaryota, Viridiplantae, Streptophyta, Magnoliopsida, Fabales, Fabaceae. The record is from RefSeq and is a predicted model, not a curated record.